This is a messenger RNA of Chenopodium quinoa (quinoa), 2639 nucleotides long. RefSeq names its product 1-aminocyclopropane-1-carboxylate oxidase homolog 1-like. Bases 435 to 1544 code for a protein of 369 amino acids. The transcript has 3 exons. Lineage: Eukaryota; Viridiplantae; Streptophyta; Magnoliopsida; Caryophyllales; Amaranthaceae. The record is from RefSeq and is a predicted model, not a curated record.
UUGUUUCCUGUUUUAGUUUAUUGUUUAAAAGAAAAGGAAAAAAACGAUGUCAAACAAGUCCUUGCAAUUCGAUACUCUAUCUAUCACAAAUUUGUUUCUUUAUUUGAUUUCAUAAACCUUGGCCAUAUAAAUAUUUCACUAAUAAUUAAGAAUUUUGAAUUAGUUAAGGAGGUAAAUUAGAGUAUUCCCAAGUCAAUAAUCACAUUAAUGUUAGUGACUAAUCUUUAUAAGUAUGCAAUAUAUAUUAGUCUACGAGGAAGACCAUUGAAUAAUAUUAUUCUGAAGUCUACACUUAGCUUGCUAUAAAAUGAGGAGGCACAAGAAAGACUUACCUCAUUACACUUGCUCAUAUUUCCUAGUUUGUGGCAAAAAAUACAUAGAAAACUACCACCAAAAAACUAUCAAGAAAAACCAAAAAAACCAAGAAAAAAAUAAUGAGCCUAACACAAGCCACAACCGCAACAAUGAAAGACCAAUACGACCGAAAGAGUGAGCUAAAAUCCUUUGAUGAGGCUAGAUUAGGUGUUAAGGGACUCAUUGACUCGGGUUUGUCUAAGGUCCCUCGUAUGUUCGUUAAUAACCUAAACCACAAUCGCUCUGAUAUUGAGCCCAACAACUCCGAUUUCACCAUUCCCACGAUCAACCUCGAAGGGAUUGAAAACGAUCCUGAAAAGCUUAAGGAGGUGAUCAAAGAAAUCGAGAAUGCUUGUGUGAAUUGGGGUUUUUUCCAAGUGGUUAACCACGGUAUCCCUCAAGAUGUCGUCGAUGGUGUUGUUGAUAGCGUACGUAGGUUCCAUGAGGAAGACCCUGAGGUCAAGAAACAAUACUACACUCGUGAAUAUGCUGGUAAAAAAUGUGUUUAUUUUUCUAACUAUUACUUGUACACUGGACCCGUGACCAAUUGGAGGGAUACAAUAACAUUCGUUACAGCCCCUGAACCUCCUAAACCCGAGGAACUGCCUCUUGUGUGCAGGGACAUAGUAUUGGAGUAUAGUAAGCAAGUGACAAAGUUGUCCCAUACUUUGUUUGAACUAAUCUCGAGGGCGCUAGGGCUAAACCCUAAUCACUUGAAAGACAUGGAUUGUGCCCAACACGUGAUGUUGUUAGGACACUACUACCCACCGUGCCCUGAGCCUGAUGUAGCCAUUGGGUUUGGCAAACAUGCUGAUAAUGAUGUGCUAACCAUCCUCAUACAAGACCAAGUUGGUGGUCUUCAAGUUUGGCACCAAGAUCAACUAGUUGAUGUUCCUCAUGUUCCUGGUGCACUUGUCAUCAAUACGGGAGAUCUUCUUCAGUUGAUUACGAAUGACAAGAUCAAGAGUGUGUACCAUAGAGUGAAGGCAAAAACAGUGGGUCCAAGGGUUUCAGUGGCAGCAUUUUUCAAGCCAGAUCCUUCGAACACAAGGAUUUACGGUCCAAUUAAAGAGUUACUGUCCGAAGAAAAUCCACCAAUUUACCGGGAGAUCACAAUUCAGGAGUACCUUGGCCAUUACUUCAACAAAGGUCAAGAUGGAAGCCCUGCCCUUGACUUUUUCAAGAAAUGAUCAAUUUCGUGUAUUUUCUUAUAGAAUGCUAAUAAUAAGCCUUUCCCUACUUUGAUAUAUGCUACUUAAGUACUUAUGUUAGUAACAAGUAAAAAAUAAUUGGCCUUCCUAGGUUGAAUAGAGGAAUACUUCACGAUGAGUCGGAUGUAACGUAGUUAGAGAUAUAAGAUAUUAUCCUACAUUUCGAAUAUCUCAUAUUUCUAAUGGACAGAGAUACAGUCACUCAUCCUAAUUGCUUAGGUCAAAAUAAGAAUGAAUAAUAGACUUUUGUGCAUCAUAUACCUUUAUGUUCCAUAUAUGUGUUUAAUGUGUGUUAUGUGCAUGGCAAUAAAGUACAGUUUCUCUCCUAGUCUUUAGGAGUUUUUUAUUUUAUUUUUUUAUUUAUUUAUUUUUAUUAGUAGUGCUCAAAUUAAGGUUGUAUAAUUUAUAUACAAUAAUUUUAAUAAAUAAAAGUUGUUAGUUGAGGGCAGUACAAAUGGUUGCGAUAAAUUAAUAGUUUAGUAUUGUGAUGGGCCCUUUUUUUUCUUAUUUUUUUUUAUUUCUAAAGUCAUAAUAAAGGGAGCAUAUUAUGUUAUUACAACAGCCAUAAAGGUUGACAAGAAGUGCUUCCUCUUUUCCUUUUGUUUGCCUUAUUGAAAAUUUUAUGAUUUUCAAGACACGUAUUAAAACGUAAAUAUUUCGAUCUAAUUUUAUUUAUGCAAAUAAUAUUCCAAAAGUCAACAUUGAAACGGAAUCAACAUUAUUGAUCUAGGAUAAUUUAUGUUAAAAGUUCUUAAGUUUUGACUCACAAAAAUACAAUGCGGAAACAAAUGGGAGGAACUCGUCAAAAAAAAAAACAAUUUGGGGGAUGAAGAAUAGUAAGAAACAAACAGAUAGUUGUCAAAUUACUGGGGCAGCUCGGGCAUUAGGUAUAAGAGAGGCCCAUUUUAAGGCCUAUGGUUCGGCCAACCUGGGAUUUUUGGGCCCAAAGCUUAAAAGUCAUUGUUAGGGCCUAAAACGCUUGUCCAAAGCUUGGAUAAAAAUGCAAAUAUUGAGGUCAGCCCAACCUAAGAAAAUUUGUCCAAAUCUGAGCUUUUUAAAAAUCUUUCUUGAGAA